AUGAGCGACGAUCUUGACAUCAGCGCGAUUUUGGCGGCCACCAGCAUUACCUCGAUCACGGGACAACCAUCGAAGAGCAAUCCGCCGCCAAGGCAGCAAGAUACAGACUUGGAUCGAGGGAGGGGCAAGGGAAAAGAGAAGGUGCGAGAUGGCCAGUUCUCCAGCGAUAAUGGAAAAGGAAGGGCCCAAAAGGGGGGCAACGAGCCGAUUUUCCACACGGUAUCCUUUGCGGACACGCUCGAAGGCAUCGCCGUCAAGUACGGCGUGCAGGAUUUGUUUGCACGAAAGGAGCUCGUCAUCCCCUCGCCUGAGGAGCUGGAGGAGCAAACCGUCAGGCCGAGGCGCAGCUACGAAAAGGACAUCACUUUCGAGAAGGACACCCCCAAGUAUAUUUACCCUGCCACGCCGGAGGAUGAAGUGUCGGAGCAAAGACGGUCUCUCCUCGGUUUCAGCUACAAUUUUCCCUCGGGCGGAGAAGAUGGCUUCGGUGGCCUGAACACCGACACCGGAGCCGGCGUCAGGAUCAAGCAGAUGGGUGCGAAGGUGAGGAGACGGUUGGAGGAGGAGGAAGAUCAGCUCUACGGACUCUGA
Molecule: messenger RNA, 591 nt
Organism: Acanthamoeba castellanii str. Neff
Lineage: Eukaryota; Discosea; Longamoebia; Acanthamoebidae
Exons: 6
Coding region: 1-591 (196 amino acids)
Source: RefSeq, a predicted model, not a curated record